This is a messenger RNA of Bolinopsis microptera, 7927 nucleotides long. RefSeq names its product golgin subfamily B member 1-like. Bases 47 to 7927 code for a protein of 2626 amino acids. NCBI's taxonomy places the organism in Eukaryota, Metazoa, Ctenophora, Tentaculata, Lobata, Bolinopsidae. The transcript is spliced from 13 exons. The record is from RefSeq and is a predicted model, not a curated record.
AGUCAUGGUAUAUGGAACAGCAAGACAUGAAAUCGAGACAUAGAGAAUGUGGGGUCGGUUAUCGGGAGUUGCAAACAACGUUGCUGGAGUUGCAAGCAAUGUUGCUGGGUUUGUAGGCCACACUAACGAUGAGCAACUACAGAGCGAACUGGACAGUUACCGGGACAUUCUCAGCACAACCCAGGAGGAACUCAAAUCUGCUCGACAGACGAUAGAGGAGAGGGAUCAGGAGAUCUUUAAUUUGAGCACAGCAAAUGUUUCUACAUCAGAGAACCGAACCUCAGAAGAUGUUGAGAAGAUCCGAAACAAGCUAGCUAAAAUAUCCCUGAACGAUCCGGACCAGAUCGAGGAUGUUAUCUCAGAGAUAUCUUUUUCAUUAUCGGAGAAAUCCACGACAAUUACUAAACUACAGACUAUUAUUGACGAGAUGAAAGAGAAACAGAAUGACCAAGAUUUGCCCCCAAACAGUCCAACAUGUGACGAGUUUUACGAGAGCCAAAUCUCCAGACUUACUGAUCUGUGCACUUCACUGAAGCGCAAAGAGAAGAACAUCUUGAGUGAAUUGGAAGAGCUGAGGUGCGAGUUGACAGACGCACGUGCAGAGAUUCACCACCUCAAAACGGAGAAGGGAACGAGUGAGGUGGGGGGCGAGACUCAGGACCUCAUCACCAGAUUGGAAGAAGAAAACAGGUUACUGCUGUCCAAAGUUGCUUCAGAGGCUGCUCACAAGGAUAUCUUGCGAGACCAACUUGAUACUCUUAAAGAAAACAACCAGGAGAAAUUCCACCUGCUAGAUAAUAUAAAAGAGCUCCAAGAAGCAAUGCAAGAUAAAACAGCAGAGUUGACAUCAGAGCGUACUAAUGUAGCUGAUCUCACUGGCGAAGUUGACAAUUUGCAGGAACAGCUUGCUGCCUUCCUCGGGGAGAAACAGAAGAAGUUACAGGGAAAUCUAUUCGAAGUUAAAGAGACAGAAACAAUGGACGAGGAGAUAGAGAGGAUUAAAGUGGAGAACGGAAUGUUGAUCACCAAAAUCAGCGACCUCAUGGCUGCUAGAGACAAGGCCAGAGAAGAGAUAGAGCUGUUGACGGAGAGAAUGUCCUCGUCUAAAGACAGUCUCCUAGUAGAACUCCGAGAGAAGGAACAUGAACUAGAGGACGCUAUGAUGAUAGUAUCUCUUCUUCAAGAACAGAUCAAGGGUAAGGGUGGGGAGGAGGCUGAUAAAGUCACCUCUCUGUUGGAGGAGAUUAAAGAUAAGAACAGUCUUCUUCCUAAAGUAUCCUUCCUUCAAAAAGAGCUUGCUGAGGCAAGGAAACACGUGGAAGAGUUGAAAGAAUCUGAGACCGCUCGGAGGUUAGCUUGUGGUGACGAACCUGGCGUCCUUCAUGACGAGAUCCCGCCCAUGUCCGCGUCGCACUUUGCGCCGGAUGUGGAGGACGUGGAGGAGCUACAAGAGAAGCUGCGCACCGCACACCGCACCCUGUGCGAGUGGCAGCGGCUGUGUUCUGACACUGUGGCCGUGUGGCGCCAACUAAUUGCCCAGGAAAUGGAGUUACUUGGCGAACAAGAGGAACCCUUAAAACAAAUUGAACAUGAUGUUUUUGCUGCUAUGCGUGCUUUUUACGUUGAGUUAGCAACGUAUGUCAAUGUUUCACACACGGCUAAAUUUGUGGCCCUGGACGGGUCAAGACGUCUGCCAAGUGUCACUGAAGAAGAUGAGGGUCGUUCUGUGGGCGAGCACUCAGAGCUACACGAGUUAAUCACCACAGCAGAGCUACUUCAGGACCAGUACCGAGUGCAAUGCUCCACCCCACCAGACAACACUGAAGUUGAGCACCUCCAAUCUGAAGUUGAGCGUCUCAGAGACUGUAUCCGGGCUCGAGAGGAACUCAUCUCCGGACUUCGUGAAGAUAUCAGCUUGAGACAAGAAAAGGAAUCCAGUUACAGGGAAAAAGUGGCUGAGUUGUACAGUGAGAUUGAGAAAAGCCAAGUUCGUCAAGAAGUCAAGGAUGUUAUUGAUUUCAGUGAUUCUUUCGUGUCAGGUCUUGAGGAGCAGCUCAAUAUCGCUCAGAGGAUCUUGAAGAUUAAGGAAGAGGAAAUAUCUGGUCUAAAUAGGAAAGUUAGUGAGUUGACAACUCGACCCAUGACUCCUACUUCGCCUGCUCCUAGAUUCGACAGUUAUGUGGAAAGCAAUGUCAAAGAGUCAAAUCAGAAGAUAACUGAUUUGAAUAAACAACUGGUAGAUGAGCGGGACCAAAACGUCAACUUACAGAUGAAUAUUGACGAACUAAACAGUCAGAUUUCAACUCUUCAAAAUGAUAACUCUAAAAAGACUGAAGAUAUCAAUCGAAUUGAGAAAGAAUAUGAAGCUGAAAUGUUGAACAUGUCCGCAAACUACAAGGACCAAAAAGCUUUGAACUGUGAAGAAUUAGGUCAACUCACCAGUAACGUUGAAGAUCUCAACUCUGAAAUAAAAGACUUGGAGCGUGACAAUAUGUAUCUUCGUGAGAAGUACGAGCGAGUGAAUCAGGAGCACAUUGCUCUCAUUUCUCAGCUGGAGAAUGAAGGCGAUGGAGAAGGGGUACAACUUCAUGCCAUCCAGGCGAAGUACAAUCUGAAGGAGCAGCAAUUGAAUAAUGCCCUUAACGAGAUCGACGUUCUGAGAGAGUCACUGCAAGCCAAACGUGAUGCAGUGAGCGAACUGGAGCACACUUUAUCGGAACAGCGCGGAGUUAAUGUAAACCUUCAAGAUCUCAUCAAUGAGCUGAAAGAUAAGUGCGAUGUUCUGGGCGAUAAGGAGUCCGAGUAUCAAAAACAGAUCAAUGGCCUCUGUCAAACUAUCAAAGGAUACGAAGCUGAUAAUGAUGAACUUCAAGCCACCCUUGCUGAAGCUACACAAAAACAAUCCAUGCAAGGAUCACAUAUCCAACACUCUAUUCGCGAUCUGAGCUCGGCGUUACAGGAGUUGAAACUUUCCAAGGAGAGUCUGAAAGUUGACGUGCAGUCUGACCUCAACAAUAUAGCUACGCAAUGGUCGGAGUGUGUCGAGGAAAUCAGGAACCAGACUCUUCAGAUAUUGUCUUCUGAUAAUGACAAUAAUCCUGCAGUUAACUCUAAGAUAUCAUUAAUUGUAUCCAGUAUCAAAAAGCUGCAGCAGAACUAUUUGUCCAUCAAGUCAGAGGUAGAAACAUUGCUUCGCUGCGAUGUGAACACUAUCUUCCCUGAACUAAAAAUAGAACUCGACAAAAUCGUUGUGCUAUCAGCUCAGAAAGAUGAGAGAAUUGAAUUUCUGGAGCAAGAGGUUCAAAAGUUUAAGACCACUGGUAAGAAGAUCAUAGAUAAGAUGAAAAAGCAGGUGAAAGAUAAAGAUAUGAUGCUAAAGAAAAUUGCAUCACAGUCCGGGGACGCGGCAGUCAUAGCACUUCAAGAAGCUAACACGUCAAUGACAAAGCAAAUUACUACUCUUGAGCGUGACAAUGAACUACUCACUACCGAUAUCUCUACUUUAAAGGAACAAUCUAUUCUUCUCGAAACUUCUCUGACCGAACAAAGCUCUAUCAGCAGUGAAGUGGAAACAUUUAUUCAUCAGUACCAGGCUAUCUAUCAGUGUCAGAUUAUCGAUAAUGAUUUCGAUAUCUGUGUUUUUAGUACUGCAGCCUCUCGAAUGAUAAACUUAGCUCAAAAUAACGCCGACCAGUUGCAGGAUAUGAAAUCCAAAGACGAAAAGAAUAUGAGUGUUAUCAAUGAACUUUCGUUAGAAGUGGAGGAUCUUAAAAGACUUCAGGAAAGCUUGACAGAUGAGAAUAAGAACACAAAAGAAGGAAAAGAAUCUCUGCAGAGGAAUUAUGAUGAGGUUUCAGAUCUGAUAGUCCAAAGAAAUAACGAAAUCGAAUCUUUGACGAAUGAAGUAUCGUCUUUACGGGACCUGAAAUCAGUUCUUAUAUCUAAGGAUGGGGAGAUCACUAAACUGAAAGAGACAGUUACCUCUCUUAAUGAUGAUAUAAACUCGACUCAACAGUCUCUUAGCAACAUGAAUUCAAGCAAUUCCAACAAAGUUUCAACUCUUCAAGUUGAGAUAGAAGAGUACAUGGAGAAGAACAAAUGUCUACAAUGGGACGUUUCUAACCUGACAGAAUCCUUGGACUGCAAGCAGCUAGAAAUAAAGAAGUUGACAGAUAAGUUGGAGCUGAUGAUGACUGACUGCCAAGAUAAAGAUGCCUCUAUUAGCGAGCUGAAUGUUAAGUGUGAAGAAUUGGAGCAGACUCUCGAUACCCUCACUUCUCAGGUCUCCUAUUUAGCUGAGGAAAAAGAUUCCCUAGAAAAAUCCUUGCUUGAAAAAGAAAGCGAGCUCGAUCAGUCUGUAAACAUGACCGUACCCACUCACGAUAACAUGUUAAAGGAAGCAUUAGCUGCGAAGACGAACGAAUGCAAGAAGUCCAUGGGAAUAAUCAAGAAAUUCAAAAUGAUUAAAGGAGAGACAGAUAACAAGUGCAAAUCAUUAGAAGUUCAAGUAGCAGAGUUGCAAAGACAACUUUCCAGCGCACAGGAAAAGUUAGCCGUCCAAAUACAAGCUAACGACAAACCGCCUACACCGAUUGAAUGUAUCGAGAUGACAGUAGAAGAAGUGCCAGAAAUCUCAGUGUCAGUACAAUCUGCUGUACAUGCUGGAGUGGAAUGUGUUGAUGACAGCUCAGCUAUUACGGACACUAAUUCCGCUAACGUACAUUCUUCAUCUGACCACGCGGCAGUGUCACGUGGAUCUGACAGCCAAUCAGCAGAUAUAAUUGCCGCUCAGGAAAGUACAAUCAGCUCGCUUCAAGGUGAGGUUGUACAUUUGUAUAACGAGUUGCGUUUGUUUGAAGAUAGUUGUGUUUCUAAAGACGACUUCAUUUCGACCCUCGGUGAGCAGCUUGCACUAAGUAAGCAACUUCUAGCCGAAACUAAACAGGACUGUGAAUCUAGAUUGGUUGAACUUCAAAGAGAGCACGUGGAGUACGAUGAGCUUGUAAGACGGAUGCAGAAAGAGAAAGAAGAAUGGUUAGAAAGAGAGAAGCAGUUGACGGCUCAAGCUAGCCUUACUGAAGCUGAAACAGUUAGACUGAUGAGCGGCAAGCUGCCAGUUCAAGAACAAGACGCAAUGUCGGAAGUGUCGCACACCUCUAUUAUGUCACAUGAUACAAGCUUCAUGUCAGUCAGCUCCAUACACAGAGACAUGCCCAAUGAUGUGGAGUCAUUACAAGCUGAACUUAUGAAGAAGAACAAACUAGCUUUCCUUAUCAAGACAAAAGCUAAGAAGUUGGAGUCGAGAGUGAAGGAUGCCAAGAGGGAAGCUGAUAAAAGUCGGGCUCAUGAUAGAGUCAAAGAAAAGAUCCUUGCAAUUGAAACUGAGCUCUCAAAUAUAACAGCUCAGCUAAGAAAUCUUUCUGCCGGCAAGAAGAUUGAGAGUCAGACUGUGAAGAUUGAUCCUAAGUACGUGGAAGAGAUAGAGGGUCGGCUAAAACAGAGCUCUGAAAAAUACGAACAGAUCAUGAUUGAAUAUCAAAAUCAUAUAAGAAUAAAGGAUGACGCUAUUGAUGAAGUCGAUCACUUAAAUCGUAACUUGCAAGAUCUUGAGGAUCAGAUGCAAUUAUUGCAGGAGGAUCUUCGUAAUAAAGAUGAUCUGCUAUGUGAACACAUCAAUGCUGCUGCUGAAGACGACGCAAGGAACGAUGCAAUCCGGGAUAAGUUCGCACAACAGAACGACGAACUGGGCCAUCUGAGAGAUCUCAACAAGAAGAUGAAAGAAGCUCUUAUCGAAGUGACAGACGAGUCUGCCCGGAUUGAGCAGACCUACAAGUCCACCAUGCACGAGUUAGAGGAGGAUGCAGAUCAGUUAAAAUGUGAUAAUGCUACUUUGAGUAACGAGCUUACAAAUUGCUGGGCUAAGAUCGAGGAUUUGGAAGAGCAGAACCAGAACUAUAUGAAUUUGUUGGAGAGUGCUCAUGUCCAACUUCGGGACCAGGGCUCCAAUAACCCUGAACUAGACAGUAUGAAAAACUUGAAUGAGAAUUUGAACGAGCAGCUGAAUCAGUAUGCCAAUGCAAAUCAGGAUUUAUCUGAGAGAUUAUCUGUGUCCGAACGGGAAAAGUUCGAGGUACUUGACCAGCUUGUUGAAGUGAAAGAGAUGUAUGACGAGUGUCUUGAGUCAAAAUCUGUCAUUUCUUCUGAGAAAGACAAAUUACUUUCUCUCAUCUUACACCUGGAAUCGAAGAUAAAAGAAAGCGAGCACACUUUAAGGGAGGAACUGGAUUCAUCAAACAGGACUCUUUCUGAAUUUGAAGCAUGCAAGGCUCAACUUGAAGCCCUUCAAGAUACCAAUACCCAAUUACUAUCUCAAUUAGAAUCAGCUAGUUCAUCCGUUGAGUCAACCAAAUCUGCGCUUUCCUCUAAGCUGAAACAUCUUCAGGAGGAACACUCUCUUGUCCGAAACCAGUUAGAAGAGUCUCAAUUUUCAGUUGAUUCCUUACAGGAGCAGUUAAACAUUGCAACCGACGAAAAGACUAAGACAAGUAUUCAGCUGGAGAAGGUCCAUAACCAAUUGAAUGAUAUUCUCAGUGAUCACCAAGGUUGUCCUGCAACUAUAGCUUCUUUGGAAAACAGGUGCAAUUCCUUGGAGGAAGAAAUCAUGAGUAACAGCGAGCUUAUUGAAUCUCUGAAAGAGGAGCAGAAUUUGAUCAUGGAAUCAAAUAUGGAGGUGGUCCGGGAGAAAGAUCUUGAAAUCGAAAGACUCAAUUCAAUUUGUCAAGAUAAUGCCGUUGUCGAAGAGACACUGACUUCUGUCAAUAUUGCAGUACAGAAACUAGAAGCAGAAAAAGAAAGACUCGAGCUUGCUAUCGCUGAAAAAGCGCUGAUUGAGGAAAACCUAAAGUCAGAAUUGGUGGCGAAUAAGGAAGCCAUUCAAAACCUUAAGAAAGAAAAAGACGAAGCAGAGUCAGCUUUCACUACGAUGAAGGCUGGAUUCGACACUGAGAUUACUGACAAAGAUGCCUCCCUUAAAUCUCUCCAGGAUAUAAUCGAGGAGACCAAGAUUUCCCUUGAUGAACUGAAAUCUUCUAAGUCGAUAGAACUCGAAUCAGCUAACACUCGGAAACAGGAACUAGAGAAUGAACUUUCAUCGUCUCAGAACUCCAUCUCAGAUUUGCAGAGACAGAUCGAAAGUCUUCAGGGUGAAUCGUCAGCAGCGUCUCUUGAUCUCUGUGCUAAGCGUGAACAACUCGAAAAGGAGCUGGAAUCUGCGCAAAGUACUAAAGAGGAGUUAGAAAAACAGGUGGAAGAACUAACGGCUACCAAUGCAGAGAACGCUGAGCGACUUCAUGAAGCAGGCUAUAACCUUGAGCAGUGGGCGUACUAUAACGAGACACAGCAACAGAUAAUGACAGACCUUCAGACCCAAGUUGCUACUCUUACUGAAGAAGCUGGUAGUAAAUCUGCUGAUCUUCAAGAUGAGAUUGAUAAGCUGAGUGGUGAAAUUGAGACGCUUUCUACAGAGAAAAACAAGCUUGACGACGAAUUGGCAAACUUGAAAAAUCAGAACGUGGAAGGGCAGUCGAAAAUAGAAUCUCUAAGCUCUGAAAUGGAAAGUUUAAUGUCAGAAAAACAGGUGUCCAGCCAGAAAUUGGAAGAAUUGGCUGAAAAAGAGAUUAACCUCAAUAAGGAAGUUGAAGAUUCCAACAAUAAGCUAAAGAUUUCUUUGGAGGCUCAAAGUAAUAUGGAAAGCCAAAUUUCUGAAUUGAAUACAGAACUAUUAUCUCUACAAGAAGACAGAAAUCAGAUAGCUGCAGAUAACAGUGUUUUGAAGACAGAAUUAAAAGAAUUUGAUGGGCAAACAAGCGAGGAGAUGGCUCAACUUAGGCUGAAUGUCGAAGAAAAAGAAAAAUGCAUCAGGAAAUAA